This is a messenger RNA of Dicrocoelium dendriticum, 3775 nucleotides long. NCBI's taxonomy places the organism in Eukaryota, Metazoa, Platyhelminthes, Trematoda, Plagiorchiida, Dicrocoeliidae. The record is from the annotation of a GenBank genome assembly.
AGUUUAUAUUUUAUCGCUUCAUUUAUGGGAGUCAUCACUGAAGUCGCCGCUGCCCAACUGUUAGACUUUUCCCAACGUUUGGACAUCGGACUCUUGGACAGAGUGGUCAAUUGCAUGUACCAUGAAAGUGGAGCACAACAGAAGCUGGCAGAAAAAAUUUUGAACACCCUUAAAGAACAUCCAGAUGCAUGGAUGCGCGUCGACUCCAUACUGGAAUUCAGCUUGAAUAGGGAAACGAAAUACUUCGCACUGCAAAUAUUGGAGGCAUUAAUUAAGACACGUUGGAAGGUUUUGGCUAGGCCGCAGUGUGAAGGUAUUAAAAAGUAUAUCGUUGGUCUCAUCAUUCAAACUUCUUCCAACAAUGAUUUGAUAGAAUCAGAGAAGACAUAUCUUGGGAAAUUGAAUAUGAUCUUAGUCGAAAUAUUAAAACAUGAAUGGCCCGCUAACUGGCCCACUUUUAUCAGCGAUAUUGUGGGUGCCAGCAAAACCAACGAAUCAUUGUGUCAGAACAAUAUGGUUAUUUUACGGCUGCUAAGCGAGGAAGUGUUUGACUUCUCUCUAGGCCAAAUGACCCAGGCCAAAGCGAAGCAUCUAAAAGACUCAAUGUGCCAAGAGUUCGGCCAUAUUUUCCAGUUGUGCCAGUUCGUGCUGGAGAACUCCCAAAAUGCCUCCUUAGUGGUGUCCACGCUGGAAACCUUGCUCCGAUUCAUGCAUUGGAUACCACUAGGCUACAUUUUUGAAACAAAUCUCAUCCGAAUUUUAGUACAUAAUUUCUUCAACAUCCCCUUGUUCCGAAACGUUACUUUAAAGUGCUUGGCUGAGAUUGCCGGCGUUCUAACUGAUGACUAUGAACAGCAGUUGGUAGAACUUUUCGUCUCAACCACGGAGAAGCUGAAAGAGAUGCUCCCACUAGAUACAAAACUACGGGAGGCAUACGAAUGUGGUACAACUGACGAACAGAACUUCAUUCAAAACUUGGCAAUUUUCUACACAACCUUUUUAAAGUGCCACAGCUGCCUGAUAGAGAAACCGGAAUUGAUAUGGCGACUGCAUGACGCAUAUGCCUAUCUACUCAUGUUAUCUGAGGUGGAGGAACGUGAAAUAUUCAAAAUUUGUCUGGAAUAUUGGAACAUAUUGGUAUCCGAUUUGUAUCGUGAAAUGAUGUCUGCGGAUCUGCUGUCAACACACAAUAGGUGUAAGCAAUUUGACCAAACUAUUUCAAAGCUCCGACGGAUCAUGAUUUCUCGGAUGGCUCGCCCAGAAGAGGUGCUAGUGGUUGAGAAUGAGCACGGCGAGGUUGUGCGAGAGUUCAUGAAGGAUACGGACAGUUUAAACCUGUAUAAGAGCAUGAGAGAAACCCUUGUGUAUUUGACACAUUUGGAUUACACAGACACGAAGAAGAUCAUGAUAGAAAGGUUGCAUAGCCAAGUCGAUGGUAGCGAGUGGUCGUGGCACAAUUUGAACACCCUUUGUUGGGCUAUUGGGAGUAUUUCCGGAGCAAUGCAAGAGGAUGACGAGCGUAGUUUCCUGGUCAUCGUUAUUCGUGAUCUACUUGGUCUGUGCGAGCAGAAACGCGGAAAGGAUAACAAAGCGAUAGUUGCCAGCAACAUUAUGUACGUUGUGGGCCAAUAUCCACGAUUUUUGAGAGCUCAUUGGCGGUUCUUGAAGACCGUAAUAACCAAACUGUUUGAGUUCAUGCAUGAAACCCAUGAGGGAGUGCAAGACAUGGCGUGUGAUACGUUCAUCAAAAUUGCGCAGAAAUGUCGACGACAAUUGGUCACUGUCCAGUAUGGUGAGGCGGUGGAGUUUAUCGACGAAAUUCUCAAAGAAAUUGACAUAAUCAUCAACGACCUCCAUCCCCAACAAGUGCAUACAUUUUAUGAAGCGGUCGGUGUGAUAAUCAGCGCUCAAACUGACGCAGCUGUCCAAAGUGAGCAGAUCGAACGCCUUUUCCGAUUACCAAACCAAAUUUGGGAUGGUAUCCUCUCGCGAGCUGCCAUGGACAUGGAAUUGUUGAAGGAUCCAGAAGUCGUUAGACAAUUAUGUAAUAUACUCAAAACCAACCACAGUGCAUGCAAGUCUAUUGGACAGCCCUAUUUGGUUCAGCUUGGUCGAAUCUACUUGGACAUGCUGAAUGUGUAUAAAAUUAUGUCUCAGAACAUCAGCCAGGCUGUUGCGACCAACGGUGAGAUCGUUAUCAGACAACCAUUGAUCAAAAACAUGCGCUCUGUCAAGAAAGCCAUCUUAAAUGUCCUCUCAUGCUGGAUACAUCGUACCACCGACCCAGUCAUGGUUGCGGAUAGUUUUGUGCCCCCACUGUUAGAUGCAGUGGCCGAAGACUAUCGACGCAAUCUGCCGGCGGCUCGCGAAGCUGAAGUUUUAGGCCUCAUGACCACUUUAGUGACUCGAUUGCAGGAACAUAUUUUGCCCACUCUACCCCGCAUACUGGACGCUGUGUUCCAGUCCACACUAGAAAUGAUUGACAAGGAUUUGGAAGAGUUCCCUGAACACAGAACCCAAUUUUUCAACCUCUUACAAGAAGUGAACAGUCAUUGCUUCUCUGCCCUCCUCAGUCUGACUCCUGACAAGUUCAAAUUGAUUUUGGAUAGUGUGAUAUGGGCAAUAAAACAUACUAUGCGACAAGUCUCCGAAACUGGCCUGAAUAUUUUGCACACCAUGCUCGCAAAUAUGUCAAACGCCAACUCCGAACACUCGCAGCUGUUCUUCAAAACGUUCUUCAUGGACAUUUUGCAACACAUGUUCGCAGUGAUAACAGACAGGUCGCAAACAGGAAAUUUGACUCUGCAAUCCUCCUUGCUUGCCUUCAUGUUCAAGAUAGUGGAGAAUGAUGUCAUCACUGUGCCUUUGGGCGAGGUGACUGGUGGUCCAAUGGACGCCAAACUGAACGUCCGUUACGUGCACCAAAGUUUAAGCCAACUGUUGAAACAAGUGUUUCCGCAUUUACAGGACCCUCAAAUCCGAGUCUUUAUUGACGGUCUUUUUUCCUUCAAUCAAGAUGUGGCCGCAUUUCGAGAACAUGUUCGUGAUUUCUUGGUGCAGAUCCGUGAGGUCGCCGGACAGGAUUUGUCCGAUUUGUAUUUGGAAGAGCGGGAACAAGAAAUCGCACAGGCUCAAGCUGCAAAACUUCGUAGACAGGCAGAUGUUCCGGGCAUUUUGGGCCCCCAUGAAGUUGAUAUGGUUGACUGACUGACGUUCCGGUCUGAGGCCACACAGCCGUUGUGUUGCUGUUACACAUUUGCAUUUUGAACCAUCAUCUUCACCGUUAAAGUGACGAAUCAUGGUGAAUUCCUGAUAUUCAUGCGAAUUAUACUUUUCCACAUCUGUAACUAUUACGGUUGUAAUCGUUGUUAGUGCCCAUGAUCCCCACCGAGAGCGAGCCUCCGCAUUCGCUCCAUUUAAUCACUUCUUACUUGAAUGACCUAAUUUUUGAAACAACUCGUUCCAUUUCCCAUCUGCUACGUACAUCGUUAUGGCUACUGAAUAGCCGCAUGUUUACGUGCCUGCGGCGCAGAUUGAGCGUCGCUGCCCAACUCUCUCUUCGCUUGCACUCCAUUUGAACGAAGGUGGUCCUGUUUUACUUAUUACCUUGGCUAUACAUUUGCUUCGCUCUUUUCUCAACUUGUAAGCAGUGUGUCUGCUAAUUUUGUGUGAAAUAAUUGAAGCACUGUUCUGAACAAAACGAUGCUGUUGGUUCUGCUUUAUAGAGACAAGUAGAUGAUGACCACGAUUAAGCUGGAGAUUGCGUUAUUUGUUG